AUGCCUCGGCCAACGGAAACAGCCAGGCCAGAGGCACAAGAAGAAGAACCCUCAUACCCACCAUGCAUGUUUGCAUCUCCAGAGGAAAAGACACUCUUCAAACGACUGAAGGAGGCAUACAUGGCCAAUUACAAGACCUGGGACGAUGAGGCUGUUGAAACUUGGCCACACCUCGUCGAGCAUGCUUCACUGGCACCAUCGACAAUUGGCAAAAUCACAAACCAUUGGAUCACCAGAAACAUGACCAGCACCCAAGUAACGUGGGCACAUUACGUUGCACUCCGCAUCAUCUACAAGGGGCUUCUCUUCAAGAGCAAGAAGACCAUGAGGCUCAUUCGAUCGAAAUACCCGAGAGCCAACUUUAGCUCAUAUGCCUACAAUGAGGACUAUACCAGGCCAUUCAAGGCUGAAGAAAAGAAGAUCAACCCACAAAAUACUUCACAGGAGAAGGACCCAAGCACAGCUUCUGCCUCUCAAGAUGAACAGAGUGAUCCCACAUUGGGCAAACGGAAGCGAACACUGCCUGAGAAUACGAGUGGGAAAGGCAAGAAAAAGGACAAGCCAUGCGCUGCUCCCAAUCCACCAGACACCCCAAAUAACGAAGUGCCGGAUAUAUUGGAAGUACCAGCGGAUACCUCCAAUGGAAGAAUCGACCACCAAGAUAUGAAUCGGGACAGGCUUAUUGAGGCUAUGGAGAGAAAUACAAGGGCUGUGGAAAGAAACUCGGAGCUAUUUGCGAGAUUGACGGAGCAGUUACGGACUCCCGUCCCAAGAGAUGAAGAUGAGUGGGCGUUUAUUCGGAAUUCAAAGAAGUAG
Trichoderma aggressivum f. europaeum is the source of this 816-nucleotide messenger RNA. RefSeq lists its product as uncharacterized. Lineage: Eukaryota; Fungi; Ascomycota; Sordariomycetes; Hypocreales; Hypocreaceae. The coding region runs from base 1 to 816 and encodes 271 amino acids. The record is from RefSeq and is a predicted model, not a curated record. The transcript has a single exon.